This is a messenger RNA of Drosophila novamexicana, 4529 nucleotides long. It is a transcript of the gene Nos, whose product is annotated as nitric oxide synthase. Lineage: Eukaryota; Metazoa; Arthropoda; Insecta; Diptera; Drosophilidae. Gene Ontology annotation, biological process: nitric oxide biosynthetic process. The coding region runs from base 1 to 4062 and encodes 1353 amino acids. Gene Ontology annotation, molecular function: FMN binding; calmodulin binding; NADP binding. The record is from RefSeq and is a predicted model, not a curated record. The transcript has 18 exons.
AUGUCGCAGCAUUUCACAUCGAUAUUUGAGAACCUGCGCUUUGUGACCAUCAAACGUACGACAAAUGCGCAGCAACAACAACAACAGCAGCAACAACAGCAGCAACAGCAACAACAGUCGCCGCUGCCCACACCGAGAGCAACGCCCGCCGAACAAAAUAAAAUCAAAAUCAAGGCACAGGCAACGCCAACGCCAACGCUUAACGGCAAUGGGCUACCCUUGAGCACAAAUCUUGAGGGCGUCGCGGCGGCUGCCUGUCCUGAAGUGGACCACAGCAGAGGCGCGUCUGGUGCGACCGCAGGCGUAGGCAGAGGCGGGGGAGCCGCUGCUGCCAGCGCAGCUGUUGCAGGCGCAGGCGGCGGCACGCCAUUGAAGCACCAUAAGCGCACAAGCAUAUCGACGACAUCGCCACAGGCGGGCCGGGAGCGACGCGGCACCAAUACGAGCAUUAUUGUGGAGCUGGAUGACAGGGUUGGCGGCGUGAAUGCGGCGGGCGCAUCGGGCAGCGGCACCGCAUCCAGCAAAAGUUCACGGGAGCUUUCGCCCACACCGAAAAACCAACAGCCCAGAAAAAUGUCACAGGAUUAUCGUUCGCGUGCCGGCAGUUUCAUGCACCUGGACGACGAGGGCCGCAGUCUGCUGAUGCGCAAGCCGAUGCGGCUGAAGAACAUCGAGGGCAGGCCGGAGGUGUACGAUACGCUGCACAGCAAAGGACGCGAGAUAUUAUCCUGCUCGAGGGCAACCUGCACGAGCAGCAUCAUGAACAUCGGCAAUGCGGCCGUCGAGGCGCGCAAAUCGGAUUUGGUGCUGGAGCACGCCAAGGAUUUUCUGGAUCAAUACUUCACCUCCAUUAAGCGCUCCUCGUCCGCCGCGCACGACACGCGCUGGAAACAGGUGCGACAGAGCAUUGAAACAACGGGACAUUAUCAGCUAACUGAAACCGAGCUAAUUUAUGGCGCCAAAUUAGCCUGGCGCAAUUCUUCUCGCUGCAUUGGUCGCAUCCAAUGGUCAAAGCUCCAGGUUUUCGACUGUCGUUAUGUGACCACAACGAGCGGAAUGUUUGAGGCGAUUUGCAAUCACAUCAAAUAUGCAACAAAUAAAGGAAAUCUCAGAUCCGCCAUCACAAUAUUUCCACAGCGCACCGAUGCCCGACACGAUUAUCGCAUAUGGAACAAUCAGCUUAUUUCAUAUGCGGCCUAUAAAAAGCCCGAUGGCAAGAUAAUUGGCGAUCCCAUGAAUUUGGAGUUUACAGAGGUCUGCUCUAAACUGGGCUGGAAGGGCAAGGGCACGGAAUGGGACAUAUUGCCGCUGGUGGUCUCUGCCAAUGGUCACGAUCCGGACUACUUUGAUUACCCGCUGGAGCUGAUACUAGAAGUUCCGCUGAGUCAUCCCAAAUUUGAAUGGUUCACGGAUCUGGGCCUGCGCUGGUAUGCCCUGCCCGCCGUAUCCAGCAUGCUUUUCGAUGUGGGCGGCAUACAGUUUACGGCCACCACAUUUAGCGGUUGGUACAUGUCCACGGAGAUUGGUUGCCGGAAUUUAUGCGACACGAAUCGUCGCAAUAUGCUCGAGACUGUGGCGCUGAAAAUGAAUUUGGAUACGCGAACGCCGACAUCGCUGUGGAAGGACAAGGCCGUUGUGGAAGUGAAUAUUGCUGUGCUGCAUUCAUAUCAAAGUCGCAAUGUGACCAUUGUGGAUCAUCACACGGCCAGCGAGAGUUUUAUGAAGCACUUCGAGAACGAGUCCAAGCUAAGGAAUGGCUGCCCAGCGGAUUGGAUAUGGAUUGUGCCGCCACUAUCUGGUUCCAUAACGCCCGUUUUUCAUCAGGAGAUGGCGCUGUACUAUUUGAAGCCAUCGUUUGAGUAUCAGGAUCCCGCCUGGCGCACGCACAUCUGGAAAAAGGGACGCGGCGAAAGCAAAGGCAAAAAGCCGAGACGUAAAUUCAAUUUUAAACAAAUCGCUCGUGCUGUGAAAUUUACAUCGAAAUUAUUUGGACGCGCUCUGUCGAAACGCAUCAAAGCAACGGUUCUAUAUGCCACCGAGACGGGCAAAUCGGAGCAAUAUGCCAAGCAAUUGUGCGAACUACUGGGACAUGCCUUCAAUGCACAGAUAUAUUGCAUGUCCGAUUACGAUAUAUCCUCCAUUGAGCACGAGGCGUUGCUAAUUGUUGUUGCCUCCACCUUUGGCAACGGAGAUCCGCCGGAAAAUGGCGAGCUGUUCUCACAGGAAUUGUAUGCCAUGCGUGUGCAGGAGUCGGGCGAGCACAGCCUGCAGGAUUCCAGCAGGGGCGUCAGCUCGUCCAAGUCCUUCAUGAAGGCCAACUCGAGGCAGGAAUUCAUGAAACUGCCGCUGCAACAAGUCAAGAAGAUCGACCGCUGGGAUUCGCUGCGCGGCUCCACUUCGGACACAUUCACGGAUGAAACCUUUGGUCCGCUCUCCAAUGUGCGAUUCGCCGUCUUUGCGCUCGGCUCCUCGGCCUAUCCGAACUUCUGCGCCUUUGGCCAGUAUGUGGACAACAUUCUGGGCGAGCUGGGCGGCGAGCGUCUGCUCAAGGUUGCCUACGGCGAUGAGAUGUGCGGACAAGAGCAGUCCUUCCGCAAGUGGGCACCCGAGGUGUUCAAGCUAGCCUGUGAGACCUUCUGCUUGGAUCCGGAUCAAAGUCUGUCAGAUGCAUCGCUGGCGCUGCAAAACGAAUCCCUAACCGUGAACAAUGUGCGACUGGUGCCAUCUAUCAGCAAGGUCUCGCUGGACAGCGCGCUCUCCAAGUAUCACAACAAGAAGGUGCACUGCCUCAAGAUCAAGGCGCAGCCGCAUAAUCUAACCAAGUUGAGCGAGGGCGCCAAGACCACCAUGCUGCUGGAGAUAUGUGCACCUGGCCUGGAAUACGAGCCUGGCGAUCAUGUGGGCAUCUUUCCGGCGAACCGCACACAGCUGGUGGACGGGCUGCUGGAGCGCCUGGUGGGCGUGGAGAAUCCCGACGAGGUGCUGCAGCUGCAGCUGCUCAAAGAGAAGCAGACCUCGAAUGGCAUCUUCAAGUGCUGGGAGCAGCAUGACAAAAUACCCGCCGAUACGCUGCGAAAUUUGUUGGCGCGUUUCUUUGAUCUAACGACACCGCCAUCGAGGCAGCUGCUCACCCUGCUCUCCGGCUUCUGCGAUGACAAUGCGGACAGGGAGCGGCUGCAGCUGCUCGUAAAUGAUUCGUCGGCCUAUGAGGAUUGGCGUCAUUGGCGUUUGCCGCAUUUGUUGGAUGUGCUGGAGGAGUUCCCCUCGUGCCGGCCGCCCGCCUCCUUGGUGCUGGCCAAUUUGACCCCAUUGCAGCCACGUUUCUACUCGAUCUCCUCGUCGCCACGUCGCGUCAGUGACGAGAUUCACCUGACCGUGGCCAUUGUCAAGUAUCGCAGCGAGGAUGGUCAGGGCGAAGAGCGCUUCGGCGUCUGCUCCAACUAUUUGGCCGGACUGCGAGCUGGCGACGAGCUGUUUAUGUUCGUGCGCAGCGCCUUGGGCUUCCAUUUGCCCGCGGAUCGCAGUCGUCCUGUGGUGCUCAUCGGACCUGGCACUGGCAUUGCACCAUUUCGCUCCUUUUGGCAGGAGUUUCAGGUGCUGCGCGAAGUGGAUACGGCGACAACGUUGCCAAAGCUCUGGCUCUUCUUUGGCUGUCGCAAUCGCGAUGUGGAUCUCUAUGCCGAGGAGAAGGCCCAACUGCUGCAGGAGCAAAUCAUGGAUCGUGUAUUCCUGGCACUCUCCAGGGAACCAGAUAUACCCAAGACAUAUGUACAGGAUCUGAUUGAACAGGAAUUUGAUGCGUUGUACAAUUUGAUUGUGCUGGAGCGGGGCCAUGUGUAUGUGUGCGGCGAUGUCACAAUGGCCGAGCACGUUUACCAGACCAUCAGGAAAUGUAUUGCCGGCAAGGAGCAGAAGACCGAGGCGGAAGUUGAGACAUUUUUGCUCACAUUGCGCGACGAGAAUCGCUAUCAUGAGGACAUCUUUGGCAUCACGCUGCGCACAGCCGAGAUACACACAAAGUCACGUGCGACCGCAAGGAUUCGUAUGGCAUCGCAGCCAUAGUAAGGAUAACAGAAAUAACUCAACUCUCGAGCGGCACGGAAUUUGUCUUGCUUUGAGACUUACCUAUAUUAAGGGGCUUCAAGUUUCAGAUUUAACAGUCUAAAGUGAUCGAAAUGCACAAAGCAUUAUUCAAUAUUCAUAAAUAAUUAGCUAAAGCAAAUCCCAAUUAUUUAAAUAUUAAGCAAAUGUACUUUUGCCUAGGUUCAAAUUUGAUAAAUAAUCAGCGAACAGCUUUAAACUAAAACUUAACAAAUUGAAAACAAGCAGCAAAUUGUGUUAUUUGUGAAAAAGUAUUAACAAUAACUAGUUUUUCCAUUGUUAAUCUUAAAUUACCCACCGUUUGCCCAAUUUCUGUCCAAGCUUCAUACUGUAAAUUCAUAUCAAAAUUUAUUGGCAAACAACUUGAAAUGACAAGAAAUUAAAUCUAAUCAAAACUAAAGCUAACGAAAAUUAUCAAAAUAUAUGCA